AUUCCGCCAUAUUGAUCACGUGGUUCUGUGAUGUCACGUGACAUGUACACGCUUGUGACGUCGAUCGGAACACGGUUAGAACAAAAUGGAGGAGUACGCAAGGGAGCCGUGUCCCUGGAGGAUAGUUGACGACUGUGGCGGCGCCUUCACCAUGGGGGCGAUAGGUGGAGGGAUCUUCCAGUCUGUGAAGGGCUUCAGAAACUCACCUGCUGGAAUUAACCACAGGUUGAGAGGAAGCAUGACCGCCAUCAAGACCAGAGCCCCCCAGCUGGGAGGGAGCUUCGCCGUGUGGGGUGGCCUCUUCUCCACCAUCGACUGCAGCCUGGUGCAGCUGAGGGGCAAAGAGGACCCUUGGAACUCCAUCACCAGUGGAGCCAUGACCGGAGCCAUCCUCGCCGCUAGAAACGGCCCUGUUGCCAUGUUAGGCUCCGCUGCAAUGGGAGGCAUUCUGCUGGCGUUGAUCGAGGGAGCAGGCAUCCUGCUCACCAGGUUCGCCUCCUCACAGUUCCCUACAGGCCCCCAGUUUGCAGAGGAGCCCGCGCCCCCCAUGCCCGCCCCCUCCUUCGGGGACUACAGACAGUACCAGUGAGAGCCGCUCACACUCUAGACCUUUUUUAUUCCAUGAACUCGUGACUGGGACUUCACCACACAACCAGGGGAAAUGUCACGCGACUCAGACGUGUCCUCAAAUGCUAUUAUAAAAUUAUGGGAUUGUGACGGAAGAAAAGGACAAACACACACACACACACACACACACACACUUUUUUCUUUUACCAUAAGCUACAAUAUCGCCUUUUUGCUCCUUGGCCUUGUCUUUUGCUCGUAGUUCACCCCUCCAUCAGCAUCAGCUGAAAUGUUCUUUAUCCGGACCAAGGAAUUGCCUUCAGCUGCAAGAUGUGUUUGGUGUGUGUGUGUUGCAGAUUGUGUUACAAACACACACACACACACACACACACGGGCUGAAGCAGGCAGUGACUCAGACACACUGCCACGGUCAUGUUGUCUUCACUCUUCUAAUGUUUGUGUUCUGUACAUAAAGGCUGUCUGCAUGUGUGAUGUGCUGUUGUGUCUGCCUCAGCGCCCCUGUGUUUGUAGCCUCUAGAGGCCAUUGAGGGAACUACAGCUGUUCUUCCUACUGAAAGAGAGCAUGGGAGAAAGUAACAGUGGAGAAAUAUAGCCCCUUUUUUUGCGUAAAGCUGGGUUCUAUUUAUUUUUUUUGAAAAGAGAUAACCUAUUCCACAUGACAUUUUAUUCUAUGUAGUACUCAGAGAUGAAAACUUGUGUGACUAGUUUUGUCGAAGGAUUUUUCAGACAGAAGGGUGUACAGUCCAAGCAGUGUUGCACACUGGGUUCUGUUCUUCUCUGGACUGAGAGUGUGAACGAGUCUAAGAGACAGACUAGAGAGGGUAAAUAAACACUCAUCUGACACA
This is a messenger RNA of Clupea harengus (Atlantic herring), 1430 nucleotides long. It is a transcript of the gene timm17a, whose product is annotated as translocase of inner mitochondrial membrane 17 homolog A (yeast). NCBI's taxonomy places the organism in Eukaryota, Metazoa, Chordata, Actinopteri, Clupeiformes, Clupeidae. Gene Ontology annotation, molecular function: transmembrane protein transporter activity. The record is from RefSeq and is a predicted model, not a curated record. Gene Ontology annotation, biological process: protein import into mitochondrial matrix. Gene Ontology annotation, cellular component: TIM23 mitochondrial import inner membrane translocase complex.